CAGUUUUAUUUUUGAGGUUAUGUUUAAGUUUACAUUUUGUGUUAUAAUAGUGUUGUGAGUAGUGUUGUCAACAAAAACAUUUUAAAAUGCCGGAUAAUUUAAAUCAAAAAUUAUUUUACAAUACAGUGUUGUGUCAAACAUUUUCUCCGGAUAAACAUUUUUUAUUUGCCGGAAAUAUUUAUGGCGAUGUUUCAAUUUACGAAAUUUCAAAAAUUUUGGGUCCACAAUUAGAGGAAAAUAAUUGUCAAGGGCCAACUUAUCGAUUUACCGCUCAUUCUAAUCAACAUGUUGAAAGUAUGGUAGCAACUGAACAAUUUCUUGUUACUGGAACAUCAGGCGAAAUAUCAGGAUGGGAUUGGAAAACAAUUACUUCGAAUAAAGCAUCAAAGGCUAAAGUUUCUUGGACAAUAAAUUUACCAGUUAAAAACGAUAGUUAUGAGAGGCCAGAUGUUAAUUUUAUGGUUUAUUCGAAAUCAAAUAAUUUAUUAUACGCUGGCUGUGGUAAUAAUACAAUAUAUGUAAUUGAUUUGGAAGGUGGUAGAAUUCAAAGAAGUUUGGAAGGUCAUGAAGAUUAUAUACACGCUAUUUCCGUAACGGGCGAACAAUUGGCAUCAGCUAGUGAAGAUGGUAGUGUUCGUUUGUGGGAUCUUAGAAAAAAUGAAAAUACAAAUAUUUUAAAGCCUUAUCUAGUUGAUAAAGUGGCGAGACCAAAAUUAGGCAAAUGGAUAGGAACUGUAGAUUUUACUGAAGAUUGGCUGCUCUGUGGAGGAGGACCGAAAUUAUCAUUGUGGCAUAUGAGAACAAUGGAAACGGCAACAAUUUUCGAUUUACCCGAUCAGGGAAUUCACGUUUCAAAUAUUUACGAGGAGAGAAUAAUUACCGGUGGUACAAUGCCACAUGUUUAUCAUCUCACUUAUCAAGGAGAAACAUUAGCUAAAGUUCCAGUUUCCUGUAAUACGGUUUACAGUAUUGUUUAUCAAGAAGUACCACAAAGACUUUUAAGCAUUGCCGGCUCGAGUAAUCAAAUUGAUAUUUGUACAAAUUUCAAUUAUCGAGAACUUACAUUGAAAUUUGCUUGAUAGGUUGGUAAUAAUUGAAAACAGAUUUACAUAAUUAUUAUUUUUCUUUUUUAAUAAUAAAUAUAUUAAUAAUACAUAUUUAA
Leptopilina boulardi is the source of this 1162-nucleotide messenger RNA. It is a transcript of the gene thoc6, whose product is annotated as THO complex subunit 6. Gene Ontology annotation, biological process: mRNA export from nucleus. The record is from RefSeq and is a predicted model, not a curated record. Lineage: Eukaryota; Metazoa; Arthropoda; Insecta; Hymenoptera; Figitidae. Gene Ontology annotation, molecular function: protein binding. Gene Ontology annotation, cellular component: transcription export complex; THO complex. The coding region runs from base 87 to 1079 and encodes 330 amino acids. The transcript has 5 exons.